This is a messenger RNA of Rhipicephalus sanguineus (brown dog tick), 2211 nucleotides long. RefSeq names its product E3 ubiquitin-protein ligase Hakai. The record is from RefSeq and is a predicted model, not a curated record. The transcript is spliced from 6 exons. Gene Ontology annotation, molecular function: ubiquitin protein ligase activity. Lineage: Eukaryota; Metazoa; Arthropoda; Arachnida; Ixodida; Ixodidae. Gene Ontology annotation, biological process: regulation of cell adhesion; protein ubiquitination. Bases 481 to 2085 code for a protein of 534 amino acids.
CCCUGACCGGGACAAGAUGGCGGACGCAGGUACACAAACAGCUAACAUGUGCCGAAAUCGCUUGUUUCUUUGCUGUAUUUACAUCAUCUAUUUACGGACUGCGGUAUUGUAGGGCCUCCCGGAGAGACUGCCAACUUUGCCCUUCUCUUACAUAUAAACAUUGGUACUCCGCUAACUGCGGAGCCCGUUCCGAGCGCCAGAGUUCGUACGUAGUAGCAACGAUUUCGUACUUCUCCGCAGACUUCGUUGCAAAGCUGCUGCUAGACUCUUACGUGAACUGCAGCUGUCAAAACAGGGCGCGAGCUUUCUUGCUUUUUUUUUAGUUCUCUCACGUCGCCACUCGGUGCGACGCGGUGCUUCUUGUAAAACGAAUAAGCUGACAACAGCUGCUCUCGAACUCACAGCGAUCGGUGUUGCUCGCCUGCCGUAGUAACCACAGCGCUUGCCCCUCCACGAUUUCCAGCGACUACGGCGAAGAAAAUGGGCAAAGCCAAAGGCCGCGGGCGCGGUCGCAAGAGCGCGCGCGGCCGCAAAGCCUCGUCCACCGCUGCGGGGAAGAGGAAUGCCGCCGCCAUCGAAGAAGAGGAAGAACUCGAACAGAACCUGUCGGCCGUCGAAGAGGAUGCCGAGAACAACGCAAAAGGCGAACCCACCCUGUGCAACAAGUUUGAGGAGGAAGAUGAUGAACGAAGUCUGUUGGCCGACACGAUUGAGCCCCCGACGUUCUCACCGUUGGGUCGGACGGGGCCGCCCGAGCCGUUGCACCAGAACAAGAAGCUCAGAUGGGACCACAAGGUGAAUCUGAUCGGCGAGAAGCUGAUCAACCCGAUGAUCCACUGCUGUGACAAGUGCACCUUGCCCAUUCUGACUUACGGACGAAUGAUACCGUGUAAACAUGUGUUUUGCUACGAUUGUGCUAAAAAGGCUGACAAGACGUGUUACAGGUGCAACGACAAAGUACAGCGCCUCGAGCAGAGCAAUCUUGGGACAGUGUUUAUGUGCACCUAUGGUGGGAGUCGCCAGGGCAAGGAUUCUUGUCGACGGACAUACCUGAGUCAGAGGGACCUUCAGGCCCACAUCACCCAUCGCCACCUCAAGGGCGCAGCCUCGGCGGCGGCUGCCGCCGCUGCAGCCUCGCAGUCGUCUGCGCUGUCGCAUGGCCUGCCCUCUCAGCAGCAGCAGCAGAUGGCGGCGAUGGUGGCCAGCCACCCUCCGCCACCGCAGCAUCUCAUGGUUCGCGACCCCCGGCAGCAUCCACCACCGGUGUCACAGCACCCGCCCCCACCCCUCGAAGUGUCGCGCGCCAGCGUCCUGCAGCAACCACAGCAGCAGCAGCCUCAGCAGCAAGCACCGCCCCCGCCUCCGCAGAAGACCCUGCCGCCCGAGUACCGAGACAUGCCGCCACCUGUGAUGGCGAGCCAGCAACCGCCACCCCAGCAGAUGGUGGCGCCACCCAGGGCCUAUCAAAGCCAGCAGAACCCCACCGUCAGUCGACCAAACCUCAUCACCGUCCAGAUUCAGGACGACAGCCACAAGAGGGCCGCCGCAGCCGCUGCAGUGGCGGCGGUGAACGCCGCCUCGGCGAACAUGCCGCCUCCGCAGAUGCCUCCCCCGCCGCCGCAGUACGCCCCGCAGCCUCCGCAUAUGAGUCAACCGCCCCCGCCCCAGCAGUCAUACCCGCCGCCGCAGGCUCCGGCAGCGCCGCCCAUGGCCUACAACCCUUCACAGCCUCCGUACACCCAGGGCAUGCCUCCACCCGCCACAUACAACGCCUCGGCCCCGCCGCCGCCUCCACCCCCGGCACGACCUCUUCCACCGCAGUUCGUGCACCAGCCGCCGCCCCAGUUCGCGCAUCCGCCACCUCCGCAGCCGCCGCCGCGAUUCGCAUCGGCCCUGCCCUACGAGGAGCAGAACCACCCGCCCACGUUCCACUGGAGUGGCACGACCAGUAUGCCGCCUCCGAGGCCCUCGACGGUCCUGCCGCCACGGCCCAUCACCGGUCCGCCUCCGCCGUCGACGCCUCCGGGAGCCAUGAUGCAGCAGCGGACAUGCGCGGAGCCGCAGUUUCCUUACUACAGCCAGUGAGCGCAUCUCGAAAGCUGUAUCGUCGAAAGUGUUCAUCGAUUCAUGAUGCCGCUGCAUAUGCAAAGGGGAGCGUAGCUUCUCCCGUUACAGCCUGUGAGUGCGCAUUAAAGGAGCUGUAUCAUUCAA